Messenger RNA from Daphnia pulicaria, 2500 nucleotides. RefSeq lists its product as uncharacterized. The coding region runs from base 407 to 1393 and encodes 328 amino acids. Lineage: Eukaryota; Metazoa; Arthropoda; Branchiopoda; Diplostraca; Daphniidae. The transcript is spliced from 7 exons. The record is from RefSeq and is a predicted model, not a curated record.
GCACAGCAAAUGCCACAAUUCCUCCUCCUUUUCUUACUGCUGGUCGUCUGUUUGGAUAUUUUCCCGCUGGUUGUUAAUGCCCGUCUGAGCGCACCUAUACCUGUCCGGGUGCAGUUCUCAUCCUCGUCCAGUCGCUUCUGAUCGUCGGUGUCCAUCGGUCGUGUUUUUAUUCUUGUCCUUUUAACAGCUUCUUCUCCCCCGUCAACAGCAAAAAUUCUUGUAAUAUUUGGCUGGUCAAAAAUUUCGUUGGUGCGUUGAAAUUUCUUCUCUCCGGUUGCCUUGAGCUCGCUCGACCAUCCGUAGUGUGUUUUUGUGUGCGUGUUAUUCCGGCAGCAAAGCAAAGCAAAGCAAGCGUGAUUAUAUUUAUAUCUCUUUGCUAUUAUACAUCUUAUAAUAGCCCGGCAACAUGUUGUUUCUACCCAGCGUGAGCGUGUUGUUGUCGGUUGUCGUCUUGUGUGCUUCAGCCAACGCAGCUAAUACGGCCUUAGGAUUACGGGCAGCUUCGUGCCAACAGGAUUCCCUGACACGGUGCACCGACCCGCUCAAAGUCCUGACCAACAACCGAGACCUCGGCUUCGCCGCCUCCCAGCAAGAGCUCAACACCCUCUGCCCGAAAUUGAUCGACGGUUUGAGAUGCAUCGACAAUUUCACGUCGCGCUGCCUGGACGCCCAGCACCGUGAAUUCUUCCACAUGCUCUACGCCGGCACCAAGCAGGUCAUUGUCGAUUUGUGUGAAGACGAAGAUUACCAAAAAGAAUAUUUGAUGCACGCUCCUUGCAUGAGAGAUGUCCAGUCGGGAUACGAGCGAUGCGCCGUUGAAUACCAGAGUCACGUGCGGGAGCACAGCAGCAGCAGCAACAACCAGGCCAACGGGGCAGCAGCCACUCUGGGCGCAGGUCCCACCGUCGUCGAUGACCCAGUUGAGAAUUCCAAAAAACUCUGCUGUUCGUUCCAGAAUUACAUGAAGUGCUCCCAAGCAGUUGUCGCCGGCACGUGCGGAGUUCAAACUGCUUCAUUCACACGGGGAUUCCUGGACACUAUGGCCGGCCCAUUGAUCCAAGGAUAUUGUCUGAGUUACGAGCCCGGAACCGAGCACGAAAUCGAGUGCGAACAGCCAACGCCCAAAGUCGAUCCGUCGCUGGCCACUUACAACAAUUACGAGCCGUCCGAACAGGCGCUGGAUCGCAGCGACGGAGUGGCGGAGUCGGAGCAGCCGCGCAGCGUCGACGAGACGGAAUUCGUGUCCUCUCGUCAACACAAUCAACAACAACAACAACACGCAUCGUCGUCGUCGUCGUUGUUGUUGUCGUCCCGAGGCGUCGUUUCUUCGUGGCCCGUCCUCACGCUCCUGCUCCUCCUCCUGGCGCCCGUCUCUUUCCUCCACUCUAUUUAGAGCCCCGACGACGUCAUCCGCUUCCUUCUUAUUUCAUAUUUAUUUAUACGGAGAGAGAAAAAAGAACAAUCUCGGUUGAUUAUAUAAGAUAUGAUGAUUAUAUCAUGGAGGUUUAUAUCAUUUUUGAAAAAAGAAAAUCAAACAAAUUAUUAUUAUUAUUAUUAGUUAUAUCAGAAUUUUAUUGUUAAGUGAUGAUGGAUUGGUAUACCAUGGGGGAUGGCAUAUAGUGAAAACUCUUUAUUUCCCUUCUUGUAAUUUUGUUUUGUUUUUUUUAAAUUUCGAAACUGAAUGGAAUUUAACUUUAUGUAAUUUAAUAACGCCUAAUAAUUAUUGGAAUUUAAAUACAAGAGACACGCACCGAAUAAUUGAGGUGCUGCAUAAUUACAGAAAUUUGAAAAAAAUUUAUUUAGCGCCAAAAUUCAAAUCUUUCAUUUGGGGAAUUUUUCCCCGUAUGACUAUAUAUAGGAGAACCACGCCCUUUUUUUUUGGUCUGCUUGUGUUAUUAUAGAGAGUAUAUGUUAUCCAUACAGAGAUGCCAGGGCGCUACGCUGUACUACUCGAACGGUAUAUAGCUGUGCUACCCUUUUGGUCCACAUUUGGAAUGGUCCCGGGUUUAAUAAACACGUUCAAGUUUUUUCUUUUCUCUUCACCUUUCGACUCCUUUUUUUUUCUUCCUGCCUCCCAUCUAUUUAUCUGCGCGUUCCUUCUGCUCUCUCUCCGCUCGUUUUCUUCCGCUCCGGCGCUAUACACACUUUGGCGUCGUUUAAAUAGAUUUUUUCUCCCCUUCCACACGGCGCACUCGACAUCUAAGACGAGACUUUGUGAGCCCGUGCCAAAACUGGCCCUUCUCAAUAACCCUCCCACCCAACUGUAUACCACCUCCCGACCGCUCACGGCGCUCUUAACAAGUCAAAAAAGAGAAAAAAAAAUCGACCAGCCGCUAUAGUGAUCCAGGAGCUGUUGGUAGGAGCGUCGCACAUCAACUUCAACCUCCGACCAUCUCGGACGACUCUCGGCCAUCCGUUUCAGUUGCCAUUUGUCCAUUGGCGCGCACACACAAGUUCUUCAAUCUCUUCCAUCUCCGAUCCUUUUUUGUGAAAGGGAAAA